ACAGUCAGUGUUUAGGGCCCUGUGAGUAUGCAAUGGUUUCAAGUGAUCCUCAUCAAGCGAUCUUUUUCGUUCUAUCGUUUAAUCAAUUAUUGCUCUCGGUUUAGCCAGAUUAUAUCCAGAUUUUGGGCAGGCGCGAUGAUUAUCGAAAACAAGCCCGAAGUACGUCAUUAGCUAUCCAUUGCGCCUGUGCAAUUCUUCUACCAACAACUGCACCCGACCAGAGUCAUAACAAUCGUCCAAAUAAAUAAUUUUGACCAAAGCCAAACUGGUCAUUAAAGCCAGCCUGUGCGUGGGAUCUUGGUUUUCUCGAUAACCUAACACAAAGCUAAAUAGUCUGGAGACAUGAUUUGGAAAUUAUAAAUUCAUGAAGGAUAACACGGGUAUCAAUAUCCACCCUGUCGAAGAUUCGGUGAAAAUGGGCGAUUAUGCACCGAAGAGGUUUUUUUCCCCCAAAAUAUAGUGAAUGAUUCAACUGGCCGAAAAGGACGAACAGUAUCGCAGUUCCCGAAACGUGAAGUGACACAUUAAUCUCCAAAUUGGAUACUAGCUAGACAGCUACGCCACUGUCCACAGAUUGCUAGUUGAUCACUACUGCCAACCAUCUUCCGAUUCGGAUCGAUCGGCUAUGGCUGGUAACAUCACCAGCUCGGCUGCAAGCUAGUUUGCUAAAUUAGCGAGGCUAACGUUGUUGCCAUCAACAACGUCCGUUCAGAACUUGGAAUCAUUUCCAUUUGACAACGCAACGCAAGCUUGCUAGUUAGCAUUUGAAGUAUAUUUGGUUUCGUGAAUUUUGCCUUUUUUAAACUUAAUGUCCGAAAGCGCAAGCCUGCUAGUUAACGAUAGCUACUUGCUUAGGCAGCUGCAGACGGCUAGCUAGCGGCUAUCAACAUCUGCAGACGACCGAUGCAAUGGUCGCAUUGUUAACUGUUUUGGUAGAGGAAUGCUCAUUGCGUGGAUAUUCUGAGGCAGCGGGCCGCACAGAAUAUUGCACCUCUCAGUUCCAACCACGGGCCACACUAUAUACUGUUUUGAUGUGAAGAGUGGCCGUGAACACACAUCGCUCGCUGGCUGCAAGAUAGCGCACGAAGACGAACUGCUGAAGCUAUGCAAGCGGCCCAGGUUCAGUACGACUUUUUCAGCGAGGAGAACGCACCGAAAUGGCGGGGGCUAUUGGUACCCUCCCUGAACAAGGUGCUGAGCCAGGUGCAUCCCAAGCUGUCGUCCCAGGAGGAGGCGCUGCAGUACAUCGAGGAGCUGAUCCUGCUGCUGCUCAGCAUGCUCUGCCAGGCACAGCCACGCAGCGUGCAGGACGUGGAGGAGCGAGUGCAGAAGAGUUUCCCUCACCCUAUCGACAAAUGGGCUAUCGCCGAUGCCCAGGCGGCCAUUGAAAAGAGGAAGAGGAGGAAUCCUUUGGCCUUGCCCGUGGAUAAGAUCCACCCGCUGCUCAAGGAGGUACUAGGGUACAAGAUUGACCACCAGGUGUCAGUGUACAUCGUGGCCGUGUUGGAGUACAUCUCAGCAGACAUCCUGAAGCUGGCAGGGAACUACGUGAGGAACAUCCGCCAUUACGAGAUCUCCCAGCAGGACAUCACCGUGGCCAUGUGUGCCGAUAAGGUUCUGAUGGACAUGUUCCACCAGGAUGAGGAGGACAUCAGUGGUUUCCCCCUGAUGGACGAGGAGCCAUCCACCAAUGAGGAGCAGACCUACUACGACCUGGUCAAGACCUUCAUGGCCGAGGUCCGACAGUACCUGCGCGACCUCAACCUCAUCAUCAAGGUGUUCCGCGAGCCCUUCGCCUCCGACGCCGUGCUUUUCCCCCACCAUGACGUGGAGAACAUCUUCAGCCGCAUCGUGGACAUCCACGAGGUCACCCUUAAGCUGCUGGGCCUUAUUGAAGACACGGUGGAGAUGACAGAUGAGGGGAGCCCACACCCGCUGGUGGGCAGCUGCUUUGAAGACCUGGCCGAGGAGCUGGCCUUCGACCCCUACGAGACGUAUGCUCAAGACAUCCUGCGGACUGGCUUCCACGAUCACUUCCUCAACCAGUUGUCUAAACCGGGAGCUGCCUUCUACCUCCAGUCUAUAUGCGAAGGCUUUAAGGAAGCAGUCCAGUACGUCCUGCCCCGGUUGCUCCUCACGCCGGUCUAUCAUUGUCUCCACUAUUUCGAGAUCUUAAAGCAACUAGAGGAGAAAAGUGAGGACGAGGAGGACAAGGAGUGUCUGAAACAGGCCAUCACGGCGCUGCUCAAUCUGCAGAGUAGCAUGGAGAGGAUCUGCUCCAAGAACAUGGCCAAGAGGAGGCUGAGCGAGUCGGCCUGCCGCUUCUACAGCCAGCAGAUGAAGGGCAAGCACCUGGCCAUCAAGAAGAUGAACGAGAUCCAGAAGAACAUUGACGGCUGGGAGGGCAAGGACAUCGGCCAGUGCUGCAACGAAUUCAUCAUGGAGGGGACGCUGACACGCGUGGGCGCCAAGCACGAACGGCACAUCUUCCUCUUCGACGGCCUGAUGAUCUGCUGCAAGUCCAACCACGGCCAGCCGCGCUUGCCUGGCGCCUCGUCCACCGCCGAGUACCGCCUCAAGGAGAAGUUCUUAAUGCGCAAGGUUCAGAUCAACGACAAGGACGACAAGGAGGGCGAGUACCGGCACGCCUUUGAGAUCAUCCUCAAAGACGGCAACAGCGUGGUGUUCGCCGCCAAGUCGGCCGAGGACAAGAAUGGCUGGAUGGCGGCGCUCAUCUCACUGCAGUACCGCUCAACGCUGGAGCGCAUGCUGGACUCGGCCAUGCUACAGGAGGAGAAGGAGGAGCAAAUGAGGCUUCCCGGGGCGGAGCUUUACCGGUUCGCCACGCCCGACUCUGAGGAGAACGUGGUGUUCGAGGAGAACGUGCAGUCCAAGUCGGGCAUCCCCAUCAUCAAGGCGGGUACAGUGCUCAAGCUCAUCGAAAGGCUCACCUUCCACAUGUAUGCAGAUCCAAAUUUCGUCCGAACAUUUCUAACAACCUACAGGUCCUUCUGUAAACCUCAGGAGCUGCUGGGUCUUCUUAUGGAGAGGUUUGAAAUUCCCGAGCCGAAGCCCACAGAGGCGGACCAGAUGGCCAUAGAGAACGGAGACCAACCUCUCAGCGCCGAACUCAAACGAUUUCGCAAGGAGUUUGUCCAGCCAGUCCAACUCAGGGUACUGAAUGUAUGUCGCCACUGGGUGGAGCACCACUUCUAUGACUUUGAGCGGGACUGUCAGUUACUCAAGUGUCUGGAGGAGUUCAUUGCAUUGGUGCGAGGCAAGGCCAUGAAGAAGUGGGUGGAGUCCAUUACCAAGAUCAUCCAGAGGAAGAAGCAAGCACAGGCCAAUGGGCCCAGCCACAACAUCACCUUCGAGAGCUCGCCACCGCUCAUCGAGUGGCACCUCAGCAAGUCGGGCCAGACAGACCAGUUUGACCUCAUGACCCUCCACCCCAUUGAGAUCGCCCGGCAGCUCACACUGCUCGAGUCCGACUUCUACAGGGCGGUGCAGCCGUCAGAGCUGGUGGGCAGCGUGUGGACGAAGGAGGACAAGGAGCUGAACUCGCCCAACCUUCUGCGCAUGAUCCGCCACACCACCAACCUCACGUUGUGGUUCGAAAAGUGUAUCGUAGAGACGGAGAACCUGGAAGAGCGGGCAGCGGUGGUGGCGCGUAUCAUCGAGAUCCUCCAGGUGUUCCAGGAGCUCAACAACUUCAACGGCGUGCUGGAGGUGGUCAGCGCCAUGAACUCCUCGCCCGUCUACCGGCUAGACCACACCUUCGAGCAAAUUCCAAGCCGACAGAGGAAGAUUCUGGAGGAGGCCCAUGAACUGAGCGAGGACCACUACAAGAAGUACCUGGCAAAACUACGCUCCAUCAACCCCCCCUGUGUCCCCUUCUUUGGGAUCUACUUGACGAACAUCCUGAAGACGGAGGAAGGCAACCCCGACUUCCUGAAGAGGCACGGCAAGGAGCUGAUCAACUUCAGCAAGCGACGGAAAGUGGCGGAGAUCACCGGGGAGAUCCAGCAGUACCAGAACCAGCCCUACUGCUUACGGGUGGAGAGCGAUAUCCGGAAGUUCUUUGAAAACCUCAAUCCAAUGGAGGACAAGGCAGAGAAGGAGUUUGCUGACUACCUGUUCAACAAGUCGCUGGAGAUCGAGCCUCGGAAUGCCCGGUCGUUGCCUCGAUUUGUGGGGCGGCGUCCGAGCGCCCUCUAUGGACGCAACGCCCCUGCUAUUAAGCCCAAGAAGUACAACUGCCCGCUCAAGUCCCCCGGCGUGCGCCCGUCCUCUGUGCGCCCGGGCACCAUGCGCCAUCCGACGCCACUGCAGAAUGAGCCGCGCAAGAUCAGCUACAGCCGCAUCCCUGACAGCGAGAUGGAGAGCGCCGCCUCUGCACCCAACUCGCCGCGCACGCCCCUCACGCCGCCGCCGGCCUCGGCUGCCUCCAGCUCCACAGAUAUCGGCAGCGUGUUCGACUCGCCCCAGGGCCCCUCCAGCCCCUUCCACUCCAACUGCGACAGCGUCUUUGCCCAGGUCUCCUUACCACACGGCCCACGGUCCUCCUCGGUUUCCUCCAUGGUGAGUCUCCACAGGAACACUGAAGACACCACCGUCCCCCCGCCUGUGCCCCCUCGCAGACGCCCCGAAUCCGCUCCCGCGGAAUCUUCCCCUUCGAAGAUGAUGUCAAAGCACUUGGACAGCCCCCCCGCCAUCCCCCCACGGCAGCCCACCACCACCAAGAUCUACUCGCCUCGCUACUCGCUCUCGACCGAGCGCACCUCCGUGUCGGAGCCGCCUGACAGCCCACCCACCCUGCCGCCGCGGGAGCCCUUGAGAACGCCGGACGUCUUCUCCAGCUCAAACAGCCCCCUGCACCUGCAGCCACCCCCGCUGGGCCGCAUCCGCAGCAGCGAACCCACGCUGAGCCAGACCUUCUUCCCACCCUCGCCGUUCGGCCCGCUCACCUCGCCGCCGCCCCCCACUCCCUCGCCCUCGCUGGGGCCGCGCAAGCACCUGCCCUCCCCGCCCUUGCCACUACUGGGGCCCAGCGGCCCAGACUGCUGCAGCGACUCAGCCCUCCUCCCUCUGGGGGGUGCAGCCGGCCCCCCUGUGCCCCCUCGCCAGAGCACCAGCAGUGCCGCCGCCCAAGCUAUACCCAAGCUCCCUCCCAAAACAUACAAAAGGGAGUCGGUGUCACACCCAUCCCUAGUGCAUCGGGACGGCCCACCCCUGCUGGAGAAUGCCAACCCCUCUUAAAAAUACUUGUAUAUGUGAUAUUGGGGAAAUCAUUGAACACUAAAGACUUUAGACUUGAACAAAAACAACAUUUAAUUGUGAUGUCGACUCUAAGAAAAAACAGACAAUGCCAGUGUAGGUUCUUAGCUACCUGGAAAAAUAAUAAUGUGCCCUUAUAAAAAAAAUACUUCAACGAAUGACGAUUGUCCUUUUUCAUUUGCGCAGACCAUUGGAGAGUCCCUAUAAAAACCCUUUUGGGGGGGGGGGUAUCUUACUGUUUGUUUGUUUUUGUUGUGUGUAUGUACAGUAUGUUGUUUGUCAUCGUACAAUGUUUAUUUCAUUUGGUUUAUUUUUUUUAAAAGUGAAUCGAUUGCAGCAUUACUUGUCAAUAAGCUCGGUGGCCUACCCAUACACAUACAGCUUGAACCGUAAUAAACCUUGAACCAGGACCACACAAGUCCACCGCACGCUGGAUGAUGGAACGAUAAAGACUGUAGACCAGUUUGAACAGACUCCAGGAGAAAUCCACAAACUUAAUAGUGUUUUAACUCACUGUGUAUGGGCUAAAGAAUCUAAUAAAGGGGCCCAUAUUGACCAGAGACGGACCAGAGAGGACUCAAGCUAUCACGGUGUUGUAAACCCAUUUCAACUCCCCAAUAACGAAUGUCUGCCGUUCAAUCCACCUCACUCAGAUUGAAAAAGGGACUUGGGACAUCAUGUUGUUAAAUGGGGUUUAAGGCUUUGUGUAGAGAGACAGUCCGAGGCAAAUGUUUUUUUUUUUUGUGCCAGUAGAUCGACCAGAGUACCAUGAUUUAAGGCAGGGUUUCCCAAACUCGGUCCUGGGUGCACAUUUAGUUUUCUGCCCUAGCACUACACAGCGGAUUCAAAUAAUCAAAGCUUGAUGGGUUGGGUAAUUGAAUCAGAUGUGUAGGUCGAGGGCAAAAAACGAAAUGUGGGGGGCCCAGGACCGAGUUUGAGAAACCCUGAUUUAAGGUACCCAUCCACACCAAAGAGGUACUUUUCAAGCAUUCAAGAAACACAAGAAGUGAUUGUUCUUAAGUUUGUGUUAGUACUUUUAUGUUCUGAUUUUAAUUCUGCCAAUGAGUAUGUAAAGAAAAUUAUGAUUGACUUCUUUAAACAAGGGAAUAAAAGUAUUUCUACCACUAUGAAA
Molecule: messenger RNA, 6409 nt
Organism: Salvelinus fontinalis (brook trout)
Lineage: Eukaryota; Metazoa; Chordata; Actinopteri; Salmoniformes; Salmonidae
Product: son of sevenless homolog 1-like
Exons: 24
Coding region: 1105-5259 (1384 amino acids)
Biological process (GO): Ras protein signal transduction; positive regulation of GTPase activity
Cellular component (GO): plasma membrane
Molecular function (GO): protein heterodimerization activity; guanyl-nucleotide exchange factor activity
Source: RefSeq, a predicted model, not a curated record